CAGCCACCAAGCGUGGCAUUCAGCAAGCUUCACGGAAAAAGUGGGCGUUGGUUGGUCGCUUGGUGUGCGUUGCGCGCUGAGGGUGUGUGACGACGCCAGCCAGCCAGACAAAGACGAAGAAGUGUGCGUGUUCGACCUGGUGGGUGCUCUUCCAUAUUCGCAAACACGCACAGCAAAGCAAAGCAAACACACGACGGCCAGCCCCACAGCAAGACAACACGACAACAGUUGGGUGUGCAGAGCCUGAACAAAGAGGAGGAGGCAGGACCACUGCCUGCGUGGCUGAAGAAGGGUGCAGCAGGGUGCAGCAGGGUGGGGAGGAUGCGAGGGCAGCAGCUUGACGAGCAGCUCACGCAGAGCGAGCAUGGCAGUGGCCCCCAUACCGUCUCUGCAAGCUCUGCCUGUGUUGCGACGGAGAAGCCAGGGAGGUACAGGAGGAAGGCAGGUGAAGGAGGAGCUGGUGGUCAAGAGCGACGAUCUGGCUCUCGUGGUCACCGCCGUGCAGCGACAGCAGCAACGACAGCAACAGCACUGAGGGCGGUGGUGUUGUUGGGCUGGCUUGCAGUGGCGUUGCUGCAUGUGGCAGUGGGAACACAGGUCAGUGGCGGCGAUGGAUACUGCCACUUGAACGCAGGCGACUUCAGUGAAUACCCUGUUGCUCAUAACUGCAGCAGUGUGCCGCCAAACGGCGUGUGCGUGGUCGAGUGUGACGUAUCUGCUGGCUUUGAGGGGGGCCCGAUGACUGUGUUCUGCGGACCCACUGGUCAGCCUGUACCCUUUCGGCAGCUCGUGUGCACUGCCCUGGAGAACCAAAUUGUUACCAGUGCAGAGGGCAUUCGCAUCGUCGCAUACCAGGGUGAUGUAAUCGCGCAGGCUGGCGGGCGGGAGGUUGGCGUGAAUGCAAUGAACGAGCGCCUGAUGGGCGUGGAGAGCACCAUCGCCAGCACCCUCAACGUCAACACCACCAGCUUAGCCAUGGAGGUGUCCCAGCUUGCUGCAGAGCGGCUGCCCACCCGCGUCUCCACGCUCGCGUCAGGGCUGGCCAGCGUGGCCAGCGACGCGGCGCACAACACAAGCCAGCUUCGGUCGGAGCUGCAGGAACGUGCGCUUAAGCAAGACGUCGAAGCAGCAUUGUCCAACCUUGCCCAGAACAUCACCACCGCUCGAACCAGCCUCGCUUCCGAAAUUGGUGCACUGCAAGCGCGUGCUGAUGAUCACGAUGGCAAUAUUGCCAACCACGAGGAUCGCUUGUCGAGCGUUGAGUCGGCCAUCGCUGCACUCCCGCCAGCGCUUACCAAAAUCAACGCUGUAACCUCAGGCAUUGGCUCCGCGUCACGGCCAGGCCGCACUUGUUCGCACAUUGCGUUUGAGCGCUCGCCCGAGAUGCUCCCUGACGGUCCAUAUUGGAUCGAUCCCAACGGCGGAUCCAUCGCGGAUGCGUUUCAAGCCUUUUGCAACAUGACUGCUGGAGGGGAAACCGUAAUUGCACCCGCUGCCAAUGUGACGUUCAUGGAUUACCGAGAUGGCAGCGUGCCAGAGGAGCGCGCAUGGUUUGCGUCUCCGUCGUUUGGCGGGUCGCGCUUCACGUAUGAAAUUGCCGAUGAUCAAUUGAAUGCAUUGAUCCAGCACUCAACGUCCGCCCGACAGACCGCCACGUUCUCGUGCAGAGGCGUUGUGAUCUGGAAAACUCCCGGUGGGUCCAUCGAUCCCAACUUUGCUGCUUGGUUUCGCGCCUUCCAGGACACAGAUGACUCGCUCAUCUGGAAGCCGUACAGCUCUGUGUUUCCGGCGCCGCAGGUGCCCCUCGACGACUGCUCGCUCAACAGCGGAAGCUCUCGGCUGACCACGAUGUUUGAGUUUGAAACGAACAGCCCGCAGUUUCUUCCCAUCGUCGACAUCAGCCUGACAGAUGAUGGGGCCUCAGAGUACUGGGGGCUUGACUACGGCCCCGUGUCGUUUUCGUACGACUUUCCAGACGGGCGCACGUGCGGCACUCGCGUGUACCCGUCAGGCGCAAUCUUUCGCUCGAAGACGGACAACACGGGUGUCUACUGGACGCAUCCAAGCCGAUUCGUGUCGCAGAGCGUCGUGUUGGAGCCCAUCAUCACGCACGAUGGAUGCGCGACAAACGACAUACACACAGCAGCACAUGCGUCGUUUGUGUUUGCCACCACCAACGCGCUCGCACUGCCAAUUCAGGACAUUGCCUUGUUUGAUCACGGCUCCGCAUCAGAACUCAUUGGGUUUGGCUUUGGUGCGACCCGGUUCAAACUCGACUUUACGCGAACACCGCGCGGUGCGAGUGCUUCCAACCCAGCCCGCACCUGCGCAGACAUCCUCGUGCACACGGCCAACCCAGCAGAUGGCUGGUACUGGAUCGCUCCAACGGCAUCAGCGGCGCCCGCGUACCUGGCAUGCGACUUUACCAACGGCGGGUGGACGGGCAUUCCGCCCACUCGCAGAAUUCGCCUGUCAUCAAGCUGGUUCUCAAGCUCGCCCCCAGGCCAGCACUGGUGGUUUUCUUCCGUCAGCGGUGGAUUUGAGGUUCCCUAUCCCAUCAGCCCCAUGUUUCUCACCGCUUUGCGGCGCAUGUCGGUGGAAGCAAAGCAGGAGAUUGUGAUUCACUGCGGCGACUAUGCAGUGUGGUACGGCACCACCCACGGCAGCGCUCUUGGGACCUCGGCCAUGUUCAAGAGCGACACGAUAACUUGGUCUGCCUCCUCAGACAACGACGCGUUGCCCACGGUUGAUUAUGUGUCGGACGCCUGCCGCUUUGACUUUACCGAGGAAUCAACGACGCCGUUCCAGCUUCGUACAUUCAACACAGCAGCCCUCCCCAUCAUCGAUGUGGCCGUGUAUGCAUAUGACGCCACAAACAAGCUGUUUGGAGCUGACAUUGGCAUUGCGUGGUUUCGGUGACGUGACAUGAUGAGGUAUAAGGGUGAACGAGAGUGAGAGAUGGGAAAGGCGGAGUCGGGAGAGAGUGGGGGGGGGUUGUGCGUGGAGGUGGUGAGGUAUUCCUUGCUUUCUUUCCUUUCUUUCUGUGUUAGCUAUCAGGUUCGUUCUAAGUAUCUCCUUUGCUUGUGUGAGUGCGUGCGUGUGUGUGAGUGCGUGCGUGCGUGUGUGUG
Salpingoeca rosetta is the source of this 3128-nucleotide messenger RNA. RefSeq lists its product as uncharacterized. The record is from RefSeq and is a predicted model, not a curated record. NCBI's taxonomy places the organism in Eukaryota, Choanoflagellata, Craspedida, Salpingoecidae. Gene Ontology annotation, molecular function: extracellular matrix structural constituent. The transcript is spliced from 21 exons. The coding region runs from base 322 to 2919 and encodes 865 amino acids.